AACAAAUUUCAGCUCUUCCUGGAGGAUUCCCAGAUGGUCCCAAGCCAGCUGUGAGAUAUAAUCUCUUCAGCUGGUUCUGGCCCGGGGUCUCCGUCCAGUGAGACAUACCUGAUACAGCUCAUCUCUCUAAGGUGCCCCAGCCACCUCGACUGACUCCUAUUCCGAGGGUCACCUGGACUAUCGAGCUUGUCAUCCUAUCACGGAGAGUAGAGGAACCUCAUCUCCACUGUCGGUACUUACAGCCUUAUUAUUCUGGUCAUUUACCUAGAUUACUGCAUUUCUAAAAAUGCAGUUCUUGACUCCGAUCAGAAAUUCUAGAUUCUAGAUUUAAUAGCCUACGUUCCCUUGUCACUGGGGUGGUACCCUCAAGAGUAUAGGAUCCAUCUUUUGCACUUUUAGUGUGUGUGUGUGCAUGUGUUUGUUUUUUUUUUUUGGUUUUUUUGGUUUUUUUUUACAUGUUUAAUGUUCCUCCAUCCAUCCAUCCAUCCUCUAUAUCGCUUAUCCUUUUCAGGGUCAUGGGGAACCUGGAGCCUAUCCCAGGGAGCAUCGGGCACAAGGCGGGGUACACCCUGAACAGGGUGCCAAUUGUUUAAUGUUCCUGUAAAAUGAUUUUUCAUACAUAAUUGGACCUUUAAUUGGCUUUUAGAGUAACAUAAAGGUAUACAACAUCAAGGCAAGUCAAGUGGGGUUUUAUUGUCAUUGUAGGAAAGAUCAAAUUAAUAAACACACAAGACAAUAAAUACACUGCAAGGUCUAAAAGAUGUAUCCUUGUGGAUAGAGGUGUAAGAUGCACCUGAUAGGAAGGUAAAUGAUGCAUUUCUAAGCUAGGUGGAGCCUACCUAAUAAAGUGGCCACGCAUAGGUGUAUUUCCUUUGCAGAAGUUGACGAGCACGACUUUCCCGUGCCUGUUUGUUUGCCCAAACCUUACUUGCUAGCAGAGUAACCAUGGCAACCAGGAGCGCACUCAAGUUGGGAACGCCCACCAGCGCACACCGUAGCGCACACAGUCGGUGAGAAGCGGCGGCGCUGGGAUGGGAAGCCCAUUACAGCCGCAGCGUCGCUUCCUCCAACAGCAGCGCCUCCAGCCGCAGCACUGCGCACCGCGAGAGGAGGAAGAGGAAGAAGAGGAGGAAGAGGAGGAGGAGGAGAAGGAGGAGCGCUCCGGCGGGCGGCGCGACUCCCGCACCUGCCACGCGCGCAAAAGCCUCGUUUGUCACGGGACGUCGUCUCAAACCCAACUCGGCACUUCAGUAAGGACGCCGUCCGUCUCGUCUUCCCCGAGGCAAGGGUGCCGGUGCAGCGCGUGUGAGCUCACGCCUUCUAGUCAUGGUAGUUCAUCCAGGCAACAUCACCACCGCCACCACCAUCACCACCACCACCACCGCCACCACCAUCCUCCGCAGCAGCCGGGAAGCCCGGUCGGCGAACCCCGCCGCGAAAUAGCCGCCGUCGCGAUGAGCGGCUGCAGAUACAACGGCGGCGUGAUGCGGCCGCUGAGCCGCGCCGGCUCGUCGCGCCGCAACCUGCACGAGUUCGACUCGGAGUCGCAGCCGCUGCAGCCCGUGUGCGCCGUGGACUCGAGGACGGAGAACCGCGUCAGCGCUCCGGUGCCGUACUCCACGGCGGACGGCGGAGGAGGAGGAGGAGGUGGUGGAGGAGGAGGAGGAGGAGGCAAGCAGGGCAAGAAGAAGAACCAGAACAUCGGCCAGAAGCUUGGGCACCGGAGGGCCCUGUUUGAGAAGAGGAAGCGCCUCAGCGACUACGCGCUCAUCUUCGGCAUGUUCGGCAUCGUGGUCAUGGUCAUAGAGACGGAGCUUUCAUGGGGAGCGUACGGCAAGGAGUCGUUGUAUUCAUUAGCUCUAAAAUGCCUGAUAAGCCUUUCUACAAUCAUCCUUCUCGGCUUGAUUAUCAUAUAUCACGCCCGGGAGAUUCAGCUGUUUAUGGUAGACAACGCAGCGGACGACUGGAGGAUAGCCAUGACGUACGAGCGCAUCUUCUUCAUCUGCCUGGAAAUCCUGGUGUGCGCCAUCCACCCCAUCCCGGGCAAAUACACCUUCACGUGGACGGCGCGCCUGGCCUUCUACUACACGCCGUCCAAGACGGACGCCGACGUGGACAUUAUCCUGUCCAUCCCCAUGUUCCUACGCCUCUACCUGAUCGCCCGCGUCAUGCUUCUGCACAGCAAGCUGUUCACCGACGCGUCAUCACGCAGCAUCGGCGCCCUCAACAAGAUCAACUUCAACACGCGCUUUGUCAUGAAGACCCUCAUGACCAUCUGCCCCGGCACCGUGCUGCUCGUCUUCACCAUUUCCCUGUGGAUCAUCGCCGCCUGGACUGUCAGGGCGUGCGAAAGGUACCACGAUAACCAGGAUGUAACCAGCAACUUCCUAGGAGCCAUGUGGUUGAUCUCAAUCACUUUUCUAACCAUCGGAUACGGGGACAUGGUCCCUAACACAUACUGUGGCAAAGGGGUCUGUCUCCUCACCGGGAUUAUGGGGGCCGGAUGCACUGCUUUGGUGGUGGCCGUGGUCGCAAAAAAACUGGAAUUAACCAAAGCCGAAAAACAUGUACAUAACUUUAUGAUGGACACGCAGCUGACAAAAAGAGUGAAGAACACUGCUGCAAACGUUCUCAGGGAGACCUGGCUCAUCUACAAGAACACCAAGCUGGUGAGGAAGAUGGAUCACGCCAGAGUCAGGAAGCACCAGAGGAAAUUCCUCCAAGCCAUUCACCAAGCGCGAAAAUUAAGAAGUGUUAAAAUGGAGCAACGGAAGCUGAAUGACCAAGCGAACUCUCUAGUGGACCUCGCAAAGACUCAGAACAUCAUGUACGACCUGAUCUCGGACCUGAACGAACGCGGCGAGGACACGGAGAAGCGCAUUGCCGAGCUUGAGACCAAGCUGGAGACGUUGCUGAGUAACCUGCAGGCUCUUCCGGGCCUCAUCAGCCAGCUGAUCAGCCAGCAGCAGCGUGACCUCCUGGAGGUGCAGCUGCAGCCGUACGAGCGCUCGCAGUCUAUAUCUCGACGGCGCUCUUCCUCCACGGCGCCCCCUACGUCAUCAGAGAGCAGCUAGAGCCCCUCGGAGCGCAGAGACCCUUCGCCAUCAUAUGGCCGACGUGCAUCUUACUGUAAAGCCUUACGGCGUCUCGGUAACGCGUCUUCCGCAUCCUGACGACGGGGUGACGCAGCUGAAAUGGCGUACAGCUUUUUACUUUGUACCUCAAAGUUCUCUUUUUCUCAGUAUAAAAGGCGGGGCUGUCCAGAAAACCCCUCCUCACACACUCACCAGGAGAGCAGUGUCACACAACCUCCAUGGCGCAAAAUAAUACUGUGCCAGAAUAGUGCUUCCCAAUGGACGUCCUGCUCUUCCUGUCUAUACGAGACUGUAUAAGACUGAGUAAUUCCUCAAACCAGCAGGUGUUAGACUUUUUUUUUUUUUUUUUUUUUCCUCCCAUCCAGCAGUCAAUAGGGGGCCGACCCCUGACCCCACCCACCCCAUCCAGAGCUAACAUAUAAAUUUACACACUGGAGGAGAAUAAAUAUAUAUAUUUUAGGUUAGACGCAUCAUUCUUCUGAAGGCGCCCCUUCCGAGCUAUUCUCUCCAGGGA
Ictalurus furcatus (blue catfish) is the source of this 3609-nucleotide messenger RNA. RefSeq names its product potassium calcium-activated channel subfamily N member 2 (gene kcnn2). Gene Ontology annotation, cellular component: plasma membrane; neuron projection; neuronal cell body. The transcript has 9 exons. Gene Ontology annotation, molecular function: calmodulin binding; small conductance calcium-activated potassium channel activity. Bases 1032 to 3074 code for a protein of 680 amino acids. Gene Ontology annotation, biological process: potassium ion transmembrane transport. The record is from RefSeq and is a predicted model, not a curated record. Lineage: Eukaryota; Metazoa; Chordata; Actinopteri; Siluriformes; Ictaluridae.